Molecule: messenger RNA, 1518 nt
Organism: Alosa sapidissima (American shad)
Lineage: Eukaryota; Metazoa; Chordata; Actinopteri; Clupeiformes; Clupeidae
Gene: tekt2
Product: tektin 2 (testicular)
Exons: 10
Coding region: 109-1386 (425 amino acids)
Biological process (GO): cilium movement involved in cell motility; cilium assembly
Cellular component (GO): nucleus; microtubule cytoskeleton
Source: RefSeq, a predicted model, not a curated record
UGGCGACCGAGCACUGGCAUGGAUACAUCUAGCGUCUCGGUUAUAACAAACUAGCGGCGAGGCGGACGGAAAGUUGCCUUUACAAUUCCAGGUGGGCGGGUGUGCAAAAUGGCCACACUGAGUGCCAAGCCAGGCCUGCGCCACAAUGUGUCCGACUGGGAGGCAAGGAAUAAGCAGCUGUCCCAGACCGCCGAGUACCAGCGCCAGGUGUCCCACGAUGUCCGCCAGGAGGGACUGGUUCUGCGCAAUGAGACCACCACUAAAACCAAAUGGGAUGAGAGUGACAGUAGUCGCAGACUGGCUGACAGGAUUCAGGACAUCAACCACUGGAAGAGCAAACUGGAACAUUGUGCUCAGGAUGUUGACAAAGAGAUGGACGCCUUGACUCAGUCUAAAGAGGAGACAGAGCUCGCCUUGGCAGCCACAGCGCUGCCUCUAGAGGUCACCGUUGAGUGCCUGACGCUGUGGGAGGGCAGGCGUGGGGGGGAGCUGGUCAGUGACCCAGUGGAGGCCGAGCUGAAGAAGGACGUGGAGUUGAUUGACAACUGCCAGCGCACGUUGCAGCAGCGCAUCGAUCAGUCUUUUGAACAACUGUGCUUGUUACAGGAAGCGUGGCAUGAGGUGAACUCUGACCUCCAGAACAAGAGAGAUGCCCUGGAUGUGGACAUGUCCUGUCUGUCCCUCACAGUGACCUCACCACAGAUCUCCCUGAAGCCCAAACCCCUGAGGAUACCUUCCAGUACCAGCACUCCCCAGCAGUGGGAGAAGUUCAGCAUUUACAACAUAGCAAAAUCUAAGGAGGAGAUGCAGGCCUCGCUGGCCUUGAGAGAGAACAUGAGCGUCACCCGGGCCCAGGUGCAGAAUGACAUGGGAGCCCAGGAGAUGGCUCUGGAGUUUGCCCUCCGCAAGCGCAAACAUCACCUGCUGCAGUCCAGGGAUGAGCUUAAGUGGCAGUUGGGGACGACCCAGGACGAGAUCCAAGACCUUGAGAAGGAUAUCCGUGGGCUGGAGACAGACCUGCACGCCAAACAGAGCUUCCUGAAACUGACACACACACGUCUGGAGAACAGGUUCAAGAGACCUGGGGUGGACCUCUGCUGGGACGAGGUUCAGUUCGGGCUGGUGGAGGAGCUGAAGCAGCUGGAGGUCACCAUCCAGACUCUGCAUCAGAAGCUGGGACAGGCUCGACACUCGCUACAGGCCUUGCAGCAGCACGAGGCGUGCAUGCAGGAGGACCUGUCCCGCAAGGACGAGGCCGUGGCCCUGAUGCAGAGGUGCCAGGAGGUCCGCAAGCGCAUUGCCGCAGCCAAGCCCGACCACCGGUCCUCUGGGACCGUCGUUCCCCUCACCAACUCCAGCGGAAGGCAUGCCGUCACCAAGGCCUAACGUCCAGUUCCCUAAUUCACCUCAUAAUUCCCCUCCCUAGCCCUUGAUGAAAUCUGGUGACUAAAGCUGGUGUCUAGCACAAAAAGCAAUAUAAGAGUAAUCCUAGAUGUCAAUACAAUCAUGUCACAAGUU